AUGACUUUCGACAAAUCGUCGCAGGGAUAUUCACGUGAGUUUUUUUGGGGGAAGUAUGGGGCUGUCGAAAUUAUCUGAUUCAAACUAGUCUGAAAAUUUUCAUUUUGAAAUUCAGAUUUUCAAAUAAAAUCAAUCAAUCAAAUUUUUGUGAAACUCAAGAUUUUCGAGAUUAAAAACACUUGAAGAAAAUCUAAUUGAUUGAUAUUUUUCAAGAAUUUUAAUCUGAUUUUUCUCUUUGUUGUGAUAAAAAUUUAGAGAAACCUCAAAUUUUACUUCCACAAAAAUAAAUUUAAUUAAUUUUUGAAAAAAUUUUUAAUUAGCCCUGAAGCUUUGGAAAUCUUAUUUUAUUUUUACAAAUCUGAAAUUUUUUUCUGAAAGUUCUCUCAAGCUUCAGUCUGGUUUUUUGACAAAUAAUUUUGGAAAUAUUCCAGUUUUUCAAUUAGCUCUAAACAUUUUGUCUGAAAAUCCGAAUCAAAAAAUUAUAAUUUUUCCGAGAAAAAGCUGAAAAUGAAUUUCUAAUCAGGUUUCAUGAAUCAAGAAUCUCUUCUCAUUUUUUAUAGCUCAAUACUAAUUAGGCUCAGGCUUAAGCUCCAAUAUUCCACGAAAAAUCUUCUGAUUUUUGUGUCUAGGGAUUUCGUCAUUUUCGAAGAACACAAUUUUUGCAAAUUUUCUGGUAGAUUAUUUUUUGUCUGGAAAAAUAAAAAAUUCAUGAAUUUUCUAUUUGUCGACUUUUUUUCAAUUUUCGAAAUUUUCAGCCAAAACUUGGAUUUCUGGAACUGAAUUCUAAUAAUAAAAUCUGUUCACAAAAGGCUUCCCCCCAAAAAUUUUCCGCAAACAAAAAAUUGAAAAAAUAAUCUGAAAACAAAAUCUCUGCAAUUUUCCUUUUAUUUUUUCUUUCCACUUUUUCGCGCCUUUUUUUCAUUGAAAACCAAUUUCCGGCACUUUUCGAAGCUUUUUCUGAAAUUUUCAGAAAAAACAUUUAAGGCCAAAGUUUCAGAUUUGAAGUUUUCAGCCAAGAUUAUUUCAGGGCGAAAUAUCAACUUCAAAAAUUUGAGACCCUAGAACUACACCUGAAAAUUCUCGAUCCUAAAUUUUCAGCUCCAAAAAAAGAUCGAUGAAAAUUUUUAGUGCAAAAUAACACGAAAACUGAUGAUGAUUCGAAUUAAUUAGCAUAAAUUUUCUUUUUUUUCGAGCAAAAAAAUUUUUUUCAUCAUUUUUUUUUUCAAAAAGCAUGAGAGCAUUUUCAUGAGAAAAUCAGAAAAAGUUUCAAUUUUCAAUUUUUCAGAGGGCGUUCGAAAAAUCUCGUUGAUGGCCAGUACGGUGGCGUUUGAGUUCAAUAAGGCCACGUUAAAAUUACGGUAGGUGGCAUUUUUUGAAAGGGUACUGUAGUUUAUAGAAUUACUGUAGUUUUUUGGAGUAUCGUAUAUUUUUCUCCAAAAUGUAAUGUUUAAUUUUUUGCAGACGAUCACUUCAUUUAUCACCAUCAACGUCGCCAAAAUUUGAAAAUAGAAGAAUUGAGGGCGGAGAGGAUCCGCAUGAUUAUUUGGUCCAACCGUCGAGUACUAAAAGGUUGGUUUUGGAUUACUGUAAUUUCUCUGAGAAGGGUUACUGUAGUUAUUGAUUUUAUUUUUCUAACAGUACCUCACGUGGUGGUUCAACAAAAAAUCGACAACUUUGCGCCGAGCUUUCCUCAUUUGCCCUUUAUCCACUUUUUGGUGAGCAAACUUCUUCCCCUGAAGAAAAAUUCCAGAUUUUUAGUCGAAAUCUAUUAUUUUUUGCAGGAGCCCUGUCCCCAUCGCAUUUCUCAACACCUAACCUUUUAUUUCAAAACGAGCGAAAAAAGUCAAACUCAACCCGACUACUUCAAUUAACCGAUUCGGAUUUGUUGUAUAUUUUUCAACAAUUGGAUCGUGAGUUUUUUAGAGGCCACGUGGCAAUGUUUUUAGACCCAAAAAUCCUUGCAACAUCAACUUUUCCCCAAAUUUUUUGCAGCGCGCUCAUUAAUCCGUCUCUCUCAAACAUGUCAACGAUUUCGUCGCAUUUGUUGUGGUGCCGAAAAAUUGGCGCCACGCGACUCCAAAAAAAUCGACGUCACAUCGCACGAAUUGAUCAUCUCAUUCAAUCAGCUAAAAAAGCAGACUGAAGUUCGGCUAUUGAAAAAGGAUCGAACUAGACUGGACCCGAAAUUUGUCGGAACAUCGAUCGAAUCGAUGUUGCCAAUGUUUUCGAGAGUUUUGAGCAAGGUUUGUGGGUUUUGAGAAAUUUGCAAUUUUUUGACUGGAAUUUAUUAUUACAAUUAUUUUUCUGACAAAGCACGUUUUUUUCUUGCAGAUAACCUUUGAGACUAGUGUUUUUGUGUCGGAUUGGAUGGACGAAAUUCUGCGACUCUACAAAUCAAAUCGAUUCAUUCCACUUUGUCUCGUUUUUACGGGCGGUGCAUUAACAAAAGGAACAAGUCUAAAUGGAGCAGAUUUGAGAUGUUUGACUGAGCUCGAAUUCAUUGAUUUUGUGCAAAAAUUGCAGCCACAUUUGCAGGAAGUUCAGCUAGCCACAUCAAGGUAAGAAAAUUGGGAUUUUUAUAAGAAAAAUCAAGGUUUUCGGGUUUCUAGGCCAUCAAAACGGCUCUUGGUUUUCUAGGUCAUAUUGUUUCAGAUUAUUCAAAGCGACGCCUCGAAUCCUAAGCCUUAUUUCGGUUUUGUCGAGUUUUGGAAUUGUCUAUGAACGCCCUGCUCUAAGAUUUUAUGUGGAUGAAGUUGCUAAUGUUAUAAAGGUGAGUGACAUUAAACAUUUACUGUUUCAAAAUAUUUAUUAGUUUUUGGGGUAUAAUUUUUGAUAAGACGUUAAUGCAGCCUAGUUUCUCCUCGAGGCUAAUUGAGGAGAAACGUGUUGCACGUGGAGGCUAAAUUUCAGCUGCAACUUCGUCUAAUAUAGAGUUUAUCCUACAGAUUUGGCGCAACGAUAAUUUGGCGCGAAGUUGCGAUGUCUAUAUGCGCCGACCACGCGACGGAUCAAUCGAUAUUUGGCAAAAAUUUGGCGAAGUCGCAGAAUAUCGUGAAGAUCCUCAAACUGACGAAAUUCUCGUCUCAAAAAUCCACGUCAAACACUCGUUUCUUGUACAAAUUGAACUGGUUUUGCAUUUUCAUUAG
Caenorhabditis angaria is the source of this 3146-nucleotide messenger RNA. The record is from the annotation of a GenBank genome assembly. Lineage: Eukaryota; Metazoa; Nematoda; Chromadorea; Rhabditida; Rhabditidae.